UAAUGGAUACACAUCGCAAUUAUGAAAACCUUGAUUAUGCUAUAGGAUUUGGAAAUCAUGUAGAAACAGAAGCAUUAAAAGGAGCAGUACCAAAAGGAUAGAAUAGUCCACAAAAAUGUGCUUAUAAUUUGAUAGCUGAAUAAUUUUCAGGAACAGCCUUCACUUUACCUAGAGCUAGUAAUCAAAAGACAUGGCUCUAUAAAAUUAGACCAAGUGCUGCUCAUACACCAUUUGUAGAUGCUCCAGAAUUUGGAAAAUAUGUUAAAAACGAUUUUUUGAAUGAUCAUGGAUUGACAAUCACUCCUAAUCAAUUAAGGUAAAUUACAAAACUAUAUUUAUCAGAUGGAAACGUUUACCCUUACCAUAAAAACCUACAACAUUUGCUGAAGGUUUGGUCACUGUUUGUGGAGCAGGUGAUCCAUCCAUCAAAUAAGGAAUUGCAAUAUAUUUAUAUGCUGCAAAUAAGAGUAUGACUAACUCUAGUUUGUUUAAUAGUGAUGGAGACUUCUUAAUAGGUAUAUAUACUUAUUAAAUUUAGUGCCUUGGGAAGGAGAAAUGUUAAUUACUACAGAAAUGGGUAAAAUGACAGUCAAACCAAGAGAAAUUUGUGUUAUUCCUCGUGGAAUCAAGUUUAGUGUUGAAAUGACUAAACCAAUAAGAGGAUACAUAUGUGAAGUCUUUAAAGGUCACUUCAGAAUUCCAGAUUUGGGACCUAUUGGAGCAAAUGGAUUAGCCAAUCCUAGAGAUUUCUUAGUUCCAACUGCUUAUUAUGAAAAUACCGAAGAAGAAUUCUAAAUUAUUAAUAAAUAUUUAGGAAAAUUCUAUAAAUGUACAAAGAAAGGAUCACCUUAUGAUGUUGUUGGAUGGCAUGGAAACUAUUAUCCUUAUAAAUAUAAUUUGGAUCUUUUUAAUGCUAUGGGAACUGUUACAUUCGAUCAUCCUGACCCAUCUAUAUUUACAGUUAUUACAUGUUAAACUGAUGAACCAGGGUACAUAUAUAUUUAUAAUUCAAAGAGUUGCAGUAUGUGAUUUUGCUAUAUUCCCACCAAGAUGGAUGGUUGCAGAACAUACUUUCAGACCACCCUAUUAUCAUAGAAAUGUUAUGAGUGAAUAUAUGGGAAAUAUUUCUGGAUAAUAUGAUGCAAAGGAAGAUGGCUUCUAACCUGGAUAUGGUUCAUUACAUAGUAUUUUGUAAGGACAUGGUCCUGAUCAUGAAUCAUUUACCAAAUGGUCUAAUAUUGAUUUGGAAGUAAAUUUUCUACUUUAUUUUUUAAGCCUAUUAAAUAUCCAUAUGAAAAUUUAGCAUUUAUGUUUGAAAGUACAUACAUGUUUAAAACUUGUUCGUUUGUCAUGGAUGACUAAGUAAAUUUGGACCAUGACUAUUACCAUGUAAAAUAUUUAUCAAUAUCAAUUUAAGUGUUGGGAUAAAUUGGCUCAUAACAAAUUAGGAGAUAAACCUUGAU
Molecule: messenger RNA, 1463 nt
Organism: Paramecium pentaurelia
Lineage: Eukaryota; Ciliophora; Oligohymenophorea; Peniculida; Parameciidae
Source: the annotation of a GenBank genome assembly